CUUUUUUAGCUCUAGCAAAGCAACCUCCUUUUAUAGUUUAUUUCUGGCUGGCCUGUCGGAGUCCUAUUAUUGUAGAUGACAAGGAGCUAUAUAAUCCCUCUUCUUUUCCAAGAACAACGACAUGCUCUUAGAUCUGGAAGGCUAGAAGAGAGAGUAUCAACUUGGGUUUGCGGAUGCUAGCUUGGCUUCGAAUCGUUAUGGAGUGACGAUGUUGUGUCGGAUAACCGAGAAAGGGACAAGGGAUUGGGAAUACUCGCUCUCUUUUGUGUGCUGAUGAUAGUGAAUGCAGAUGAAGAUGAAUCUGAGGAUUCGUUAGGCAUGAUUCGUUGCAUGGUCAGGGAUAACAGAAGAAAGUGAC
Camelina sativa (false flax) is the source of this 358-nucleotide messenger RNA. RefSeq lists its product as uncharacterized. NCBI's taxonomy places the organism in Eukaryota, Viridiplantae, Streptophyta, Magnoliopsida, Brassicales, Brassicaceae. The record is from RefSeq and is a predicted model, not a curated record.